AAGAGGACGAGGAAGAAGAAGUAGAAGAAGAAAGGAGCGAUUUUGAUAAACAAAAAUGGCGGCGGAUGCUCUGAGGAUAUCGAGUUCUAGUUCCGGUUCGUUGGUUUGUAAUCUCAAUGGGUCACAGAGGCGGCCUGUUCUUCUUCCUCUGUCUCAUCGUGCUACGUUUCUGGGUCUUCCUCCUAGAGCUUCAUCUUCUUCGAUUUCUUCUUCAAUUCCUCUGUUUCUGGGCACUUCUCGUAUUGGGCUUGGUUCUUCCAAGCUUUCUCACAGGAAAAAACAAUUCUCAGUCUUUGCUGCAGCCGAAGCAGAGACGAAGCGCGCUGUGCCGCUUAAAGAUUACAGAAACAUUGGUAUUAUGGCUCACAUAGACGCUGGGAAGACCACAACUACAGAGAGGAUUCUUUACUACACAGGAAGAAACUACAAAAUCGGUGAAGUCCAUGAAGGAACAGCUACUAUGGAUUGGAUGGAACAAGAGCAAGAAAGAGGAAUCACCAUUACUUCAGCUGCAACCACAACGUUUUGGGACAAACACAGGAUCAACAUUAUUGACACACCGGGUCACGUCGAUUUCACUCUUGAAGUCGAACGUGCUCUUAGAGUUCUCGAUGGAGCUAUAUGCUUGUUCGAUAGUGCUGCUGGUGUCGAGCCUCAGUCCGAGACUGUGUGGAGACAAGCUGAUAAAUACGGUGUGCCUAGGAUUUGCUUUGUCAACAAAAUGGACCGUCUUGGAGCUAACUUUUUCAGGACGAGGGAUAUGAUUGUGACUAAUUUGGGUGCUAAGCCGUUGGUGCUUCAGAUACCUAUUGGUGCUGAAGAUGUCUUUAAAGGCGUUGUUGAUCUUGUGAGGAUGAAAGCUAUAGUUUGGUCAGGAGAAGAGCUUUGUGGCUUGCUCUAAUACCUUUGUUAGUCUUAUAGCUAAGUUUGGAAACAAUA
Molecule: messenger RNA, 939 nt
Organism: Camelina sativa (false flax)
Lineage: Eukaryota; Viridiplantae; Streptophyta; Magnoliopsida; Brassicales; Brassicaceae
Product: elongation factor G, chloroplastic
Biological process (GO): ribosome disassembly
Molecular function (GO): GTP binding; GTPase activity
Source: RefSeq, a predicted model, not a curated record